Hippopotamus amphibius kiboko is the source of this 3796-nucleotide messenger RNA. It is a transcript of the gene BMP5, whose product is annotated as bone morphogenetic protein 5. Gene Ontology annotation, molecular function: growth factor activity; cytokine activity. Gene Ontology annotation, cellular component: extracellular region. The coding region runs from base 744 to 2108 and encodes 454 amino acids. The record is from RefSeq and is a predicted model, not a curated record. The transcript is spliced from 7 exons. NCBI's taxonomy places the organism in Eukaryota, Metazoa, Chordata, Mammalia, Artiodactyla, Hippopotamidae. Gene Ontology annotation, biological process: SMAD protein signal transduction.
CUUACAUUACUCUUUAGAUCUCCCUUGAAGAGGGCUGGUAUAUUUGUGUCUGCUGGAAUUAACAGUAAGAAGGAGAAAGAGAGUGAAGGGACUUACAGGAAGGUUUGCAAGUAAAUUCAGGAAAACACAUUGACUUGAACAGUACAAUCUUGAGUCUUGUUUCACACUAAGACGACACAAAAGAUGUUAACGUUAUCACCAAGCUGCCGGACAAAUAUAUAUUCCAACACCAAGGUGCAGAUCAGCAUAGAUCUGUGAUUCAGAAAUCAGGAUUUGUCUUGGAAAGAGCUCAAGGGUUGAGAAGAACUCAAGAGCGAGUGAAGAUCACUUUGGGGACUACAGUUUACUAGAAGAUCAACUUCCGUUCAUUCAGAUACCAAAGGCCUGAUUAUCAUAUAUUGAUAUAGGAAUGCAUAAGUCAUCUGAUCAAAUAAUAUUAGCCGUCUUCUGCUCCAUCCAUGCAGCAAAAACUCCUAACAACUGUGGAUAAUUGGAAAUCUGAGUUUCAGCUUUCUUAGAAUUAACUACUCUUGACAUAUUCCAAAAUUUUGAAAAUAGGACAGGAAAAUCAGUGAGGAUGUGUGUUCAGAAAUAUCACUGUCAUGAAGAAUAGGUAAAUGUGUUUUUCAGCUACUGGGAAAAUAUACCUCCUAAGAACUUAGGUUUGUUUUUGUUUUUUUGUUUUUUUUUUUGGUAAGAGGACAAGAACGACUAAAAAUAUCAACUUUUGCUUUUGGACAAAAAUGCAUCUGACUGUAUUUUUACUUAGGGGUAUUGUGGGUUUCCUCUGGAGCUGCUGGGUUCUAGUGGGUUCUGCGAAAGGAAGUUUGGGAGACAAUCAUGUUCACUCCAGUUUUAUUUAUAGAAGACUACGGAACCACGAAAGACGGGAAAUACAGAGGGAAAUUCUCUCUAUCUUGGGUCUGCCUCACAGACCCAGACCAUUUUCACCUGGAAAACAAGCUUCCUCUGCACCUCUCUUUAUGCUGGACCUGUACAAUGCCAUGGCCAGUGAGGAGAACCCUGAGGAGCCGGAGUACUCUGUGAGGGCAUCCCUGGCAGCAGAGACCAGGGGAGCCAGGAAGGGCUCCCCAGCCUCUCCCAAUGGGUAUCCUCGCCGCAUCCAGUUGUCUCGAACGACUCCCCUGACCACCCAGAGCCCUCCUCUAGCCAGCCUACAUGAUGCCAACUUUCUGAAUGAUGCUGACAUGGUCAUGAGCUUUGUCAAUUUAGUUGAAAGAGACAAGGAUUUUUCUCACCAGCGAAGGCAUUACAAAGAAUUCCGGUUUGAUCUUACUCAGAUUCCUCAUGGAGAAGCAGUGACAGCAGCAGAAUUCCGGAUAUACAAGGACCGGAGCAACAGCCGAUUUGAAAAUGAAACGAUUAAGAUUAGCAUAUAUCAGAUCAUUAAGGAAUACACAAAUAGGGAUGCAGAUCUGUUCCUGUUAGACACGAGAAAGGCCCAAGCUCUAGAUGUGGGUUGGCUUGUCUUUGACAUCACUGUGACCAGCAAUCAUUGGGUGAUUAAUCCACAGAACAAUUUGGGCUUACAACUCUGUGCAGAAACAGGAGAUGGACACAGCAUCAGUGUAAAGUCGGCUGGCCUCGUGGGAAGACAUGGGCCUCAGUCAAAACAACCGUUCAUGGUGGCCUUCUUCAAGGCGAGCGAGGUCCUUCUCCGAUCUGUGAGAGCAGCCAACAAACGGAAAAAUCAAAACCGCAAUAAAUCUAGCUCUCAUCAGGACUCCUCCAGAAUGUCCAGUGUUGGAGACUAUAACACAAGUGAACAAAAACAAGCCUGUAAGAAGCAUGAACUCUACGUGAGUUUCCGGGAUCUGGGAUGGCAGGACUGGAUUAUAGCGCCAGAAGGAUAUGCUGCCUUUUAUUGUGAUGGAGAAUGUUCUUUCCCACUCAAUGCCCAUAUGAAUGCCACCAACCAUGCCAUCGUUCAGACUCUGGUUCAUCUGAUGUUUCCUGACCACGUACCAAAGCCUUGCUGCGCGCCAACCAAAUUAAAUGCCAUCUCUGUGUUGUACUUUGAUGACAGCUCCAAUGUCAUUUUGAAAAAAUACAGAAAUAUGGUAGUGCGUUCGUGUGGCUGCCACUAAUAUUCGAUAAUAAUGGUAUUAAGAAAAAGAUCUGUAUUAAGGUUUAUGACUACAAUAAAAAGUAUCCUUUCAGAUAAAAGGGGAAUUUCAUAAAAUUAGCCUGGCUCAUUUCAUCUCUGUAGCCUGUGUAUAAUAUCAUGUAUAUAGUCACUUUUAUUUAUUUAAAGGUAUAUAUUCUCUUUUGUGGAUGCCUUUUCAGUAAAAUGUAUUUUAUAGGUCAGUGCAUUAUGCAAUAGAUCGCCCCGUCUAACUUUCAAUAGGAUAUGCUGAGUCCAAUUCUAUUCCAUUUCAACAUUUUUUAAUGUAUUAUAAUUUUUAUAUAAUUUGCUGAAAUUAGACAGAACUCCUUUGACUGUUAAGUAUUGUUGAAAGAAACUGAAUGCAUUUGGUUAGGCUGUGCCAAUGAAAACUCUGAUAGGAUAUUUAUUUAGAAAUAAAACUUAAAAAAAAAUAACUGCCCCAAACAAAAAUGCUUGGAGGAACACUUUUUCUUUGAGAGUUUCUGCUUUGUUAGAUAAAGUGAAAUGUUGAACUGGAUUUGAAUAAAGAAACGGGAGGCAGAACACAGAAGCUGAAAGAUUGCACAUAACUGUUAUAACUGUUUGCUUGAACAGAAUUGGUGUAACUGUAGGAAAGUGUUCCUUCUUGGCUCGUGGGUUGUAGAUUUUGCAAAGAGCUCAAAGCUUCAGGAAUUCUGUGGAGACAGACUUGAGCCUGUGUCCAUAACUUUCCAAGUUAACACUAAAAAAGCAUAGUGCAAACUUCUUACCUCAAAUAAAUCAUGUCUGCCUAUUAUCUAGAACACUACUGCUGCAGAUUUUUUUUCAGAUUUAAAAACAGUCCAAAAAAAAAAAAAAAAAAAAAACCAUUUACACAUGCUUCCUUUCCCUCCCCGCAGACAAGAGUCACUGAAUGCAUAAAAUAUACCCAAGCAAAGAGGCCGACAGGACCAUUUUCUGUAGCUCUCUUUUAUAACUGAGUUUGCUGAUUGAUGUGAAGCAAGGGAUUUUAUUUAGGGUAAAAGCACUGAAACUCAACUGGAGGAAAUUACCCCAAAUCCCAGAAUGGCUUUGACAGAAUUGCCAUUUCGAAAGAACAGCUGAAAUCCAUUUUUCAUAUCUUGGAGAAUGAGCUCAUUGAAAACCUUAUUUUGGAGGGGGAUUUUGUAAACCUUCCUCCAAGCACAAAUAAUUCCAAACGGGAAGGUUCUGUUGUGUGUAGGUGCAUGUGUGUUCUUCCCUCUGAAAUUAAUUUAUUUUCUCUCUCUGUUUCUCUCUCUGCCUUUUAAGGCUUGUCUUUAAUCCACUGACUUCUGGAAGAAUGACAUUUAGUGGAUAACUUGCUAUUUAUGUGGGCUCCACGGCUAGGAUUAUUUACAGUUCAUCUAAAAUAUUCAUCAAGUACCAUUUAUUAAUCACCCUUUUGGACUUUUAAAGUAAAACUUGUGUCAGAAAUAGCUUAAAAAUGUUAUGGGUUUGUUCGUGAUUCAGGAAUAUUGCAAUGUUGUUUUUAAAUACAGUUUAUCUUAAAAUAAAUUUGAUAAUAACUAUUGGGGGUACAUUAAGUAAUAUAUUUUUGAAUUAAUGGUAUACCAUUAUAAGAAUAAGAAACGGAAGUCUAUUAUAUUAUUCUUUAAAUGCGCUGUUUAAAUAUAUUUCUAUGUUUUAAAAUAUAUUAAACUUGUGAUG